AUGUCGGGGUCAUCGAUGAGGAAGGGUCGCCAGUACGAGGCUCUGCAGGAAAUGCAGCCAGCCUCAACGGUCGAUUCCUUCCAGGGUCAAGAGAACGAUGUCGUCGUUGUCAUCAUGGGCACAGCCCAUCCAAAACCUGGGCCCGGCUUUACCUGCAACCCCAAGCGGCUCAAAGUCAUGCUGUCUCGCCAAAAGUCAGCACUCGUCAUUGUGGGCGACAUCAACGUCGCCAGCAAACAGGCUCGAUACGAGGUCAUAGACGAGACGAGCCAACUGGCGAGAAGCAUGUCGUUGUGGGUAGCAGAAAAGUUGGCCUCCUAA
Messenger RNA from Fusarium graminearum PH-1, 321 nucleotides. RefSeq lists its product as uncharacterized. Gene Ontology annotation, molecular function: 5'-3' DNA helicase activity. Bases 1 to 321 code for a protein of 106 amino acids. The transcript has a single exon. The record is from RefSeq and is a predicted model, not a curated record. NCBI's taxonomy places the organism in Eukaryota, Fungi, Ascomycota, Sordariomycetes, Hypocreales, Nectriaceae.